CUCCCUCCCAAUGGCGGCGGCGAUGGCGCGGCUGACAUGAUCCCUCUCCUCCCUCUACCCGUCUGGGGAAUAUCCGCGCGCUCCCAAAUCCAGCACCACCACCCCCACCUCCUCCCCCUACCGCAAAUCCGCCGACUCCUCCCUCCCUCCCCACCCUCUCUCUCUUUCUGUGUCGCCCUCCUUCAAGCGGUUCCCACCACCUCCGCCGCCGGGAGCUAGAGGCGAGGCGGCCGCGAUUGGGUAGCCCCCGGAUCGCCGGAUAGGAAGGGGCUAUUCGGCGCAGUGAAUAGCAGCAAACUUCUUUGAUUUGGAUCGUGUGAUGAACUUCACCCAAAUCACCCCAACUUGGUAGCAUUUCUCCAGGUCUCCGCACGCAUGGCGCCGGCUGCUGCCCCCGCCGGGGUCUCUGCAAGCAGCGCUGAGGCUGAUGGAGCCCCUCGCAUGGCCAAGUUCCUCUGCAGCUUUGGGGGUAGCAUCCUGCCGCGCCCGCUUGAUGGCCGUCUCCGAUACGUCGGUGGUGAAACCAGGAUUGUUAUGCUGCCACGUGAUGUGACCUAUGCUGACCUAGCGGCGCGGAUGCGAGAGCUAUAUGAGGAUGCUGAUAUCAUCAAGUACCAGCAGCCUGAUGAGGAUCUAGAUGCUCUGGUCUCGGUUGUUAACGAUGAUGAUGUGGUGAACAUGAUGGAGGAGUAUGACAAGCUCAUUGCUGCCGGAGAGGGGUUUACUCGGUUGAGAAUUUUCUUGUUUUCGCAGCACUUAGACGAUGAGGCCGCAUCAGCAGUCGUGCAUUACAAUGGAGAUGAGCGAGAGACAGAGAGGAGGUAUGUUGAUGCACUUAAUAGCCUCGGUGAUGUUAGAACACCUUCCUCUCCUGUAUCCGUGGAGCAACUUUUUGGUAUUGGAGGCAACGAGUCAGGAAUUCCUGAUAUUGCUGGCCUGCGGCAUUUGAAUGUUCCUCGCCCAUCACAUAGCCAAAGGUAUGGGGAGAUGGAUUCUCCUUGGAGCCCUGCCUAUAUCUCUCCAGGGCAGUAUGGAGUGCAUGAUCCUCGAGAUUUUCCCAUUUCACCAAGGUUUCAAGUUGGAGCAGAAGAUUUUGAUGAGAAGAUUCCUGACGACUUUGUGAGGCUUUCGCCAAAAUAUCGACAUUAUGAGGUUCACUCACCACAACAUAUGGAUAAUUUGGUCUGGCUUCCUCCAGGUGCUGUAAUUCAGCAAAACGCAGGCUUCCCAGGUAACUUGGGCCGCCCUGGCAAUUUCUUGGAUGGAAGUAGUAUGUAUGAUCACUGCCGUUCACCAUUCCAUAAGGGUCAAGGUUCAACAUGUGAUCCUCGAUAUGCAGAUCCUCGUUGGAGGCCAAUCCAACAACAUUUUGACCAACCAAGCAUGACGAAUGAGUAUUCUGGUCACCCUACUAAUUCAUGUCCAGAUUGCAGCCGCCCUGGUGACCGAUUUGUUCUAAACCAAGAUGUUAGACUGGAAAAUGGUGUUUACGUCAAAGAGCAGACUGGUAGUCACCAUCCUCCCAUGUUCUAUAACGAAUCACAUUCUCAUGAUAGAGCUUGGCAUGCACAUGCCAACCAAAGCCAUCAGCGAUAUGAUGAUCCAAGGUUGCAUCUGCCUGGUAGUGGUAGAGUGAUGGAGCCAUACAUUGUUGACAGCAACUCAGUUAAUUCUGCCUUCACACCAAACAAAGCAUAUGAUAUUCAUUCAGCAUCUCUCAGUCGAUCUAGCCAUGAAAGUCCCCACUAUUUUCAUGGCAGUAGUGAGCAUGGCACUGAUACAUAUCAUAUCCAACAAGUUGGAGGUGGUGGGCCAUAUGUCCAGGCAUCAGGACUUGAAGAAUCCACAGGUCAGCAUUAUAGUCACUCUUCAGCAUAUGGUGCAGAUACCUUUUACCAAAUGCAGCAGAAUUUGCCACCAAUUCAAUCUUUGAGGAGAAGGGACAAUAGUCCUGUCCAUACAGGCUCACCAUAUGAUUCACCACACCUGCCAGUCCCAAAUGGGGGUAUUACCUCCAACUUUGUCAGAAAUACAGGCGAUGUUAGUCCACGGAUUCCAGGUAUGCCUGCAUAUGAUAGAAUGCCAAAUGUGUGGCCUUCACCCAAUGGAAGCAUACCAUAUCGGGUUGUUGCACAUGAUAUCCCUGCUGUUGUAGAGAACCCUGGUGCUCUUGGUCCUAGAUCAAAUCCAAAUAGUGGCCACUAUGUUCAGCCUUUACUUGCCCCAGAAUCAGUACAAAAUCAACAAGGAGCUCCACUAAUGGAGAUUCAUCCUGAAAGAGCAUGUGCUGGAUCCAUGCUAUCAUCACAUGUUGAUGGCAGAGUAGCUGUUUCUGCAUUACCCCUCACUGAUCAGUUGUCCAGGAUGGAUAUCAAUCCAUUGAAGAAACAAGGUCCAGAGCAUGAAAAGCUUACCCAAAAUGUGAAUGAAACAAAUUCAUUGCAUGUGUUGAAUGAUCCAAGUGAAUUACCCCACCAUGUCGGAGUUGUAUCUGAAGUUGAUCCCAAACAGAGGAAGCCUGUGGAACAUGAAACCGAUACUGCUAUAUUGCCUGAAGGAGGGGCUACAGCACUGCAGGAAUGCGGCGAUAUUUCAGAGGAUAGAUUGAAGUUCCUUCCGGAGCUGGUUGCAUCUGUUAAGAAGGCUGCAUUAGAAGAUUCUGAAGAGAAAGAAAAAGCUCAACAAGGUGCUCGUCCUGCUCUUUUGCCAGCUUGUGAUGAGGAAGGCAAUGGAAAGAAGUUGGAUGAGGCAACUACUGGUAAUACCGAUGCAGAUCAGGAUUCUGAUGUGCAUGGAAGUGGUGAGCAGCAGAAAAGUUCUAAGAUUGAGGCUACAACCGCUGAAGCAGAAGCUUUAUCUAAAGGACUACAGACUAUUAAAAAUGAUGACUUGGAAGAAAUUAGAGAGCUAGGUUCAGGUACUUAUGGUGCAGUUUACCAUGGUAAAUGGAGAGGAUGUGAUGUUGCAAUUAAAAGAAUAAAGGCUAGUUGCUUUGCUGGCAGACCAUCUGAGAGAGAACGCUUGAUUGCUGAUUUCUGGAAAGAAGCUCUGAUUCUAAGUUCACUCCAUCAUCCAAAUGUGGUUUCAUUUUAUGGUGUAGUUCGUGAUGGUCCGGAUGGAAGCUUAGCAACUGUCACUGAGUUUAUGAUCAAUGGAUCUCUCAAACAGUUCUUAAGGAAAAAAGACAGGACAAUUGAUCGCCGUAAAAGAGUUAUAUUAGCCAUGGAUGCUGCAUUUGGCAUGGAAUAUUUGCACGGGAAGAAUAUUGUCCAUUUUGAUCUCAAGUGUGAAAACCUAUUAGUGAACAUGAGGGAUCCACAACGACCAAUCUGCAAAAUUGGUGAUCUUGGACUAUCAAAGGUGAAGCAGCACACUUUGGUAUCUGGCGGUGUUAGAGGAACCUUACCAUGGAUGGCACCGGAGCUUCUGAGUGGGAAAAGCAAUAUGGUUUCAGAGAAGAUUGAUGUAUACUCAUUUGGUAUUGUGAUGUGGGAGCUGCUUACUGGUGAUGAACCAUAUUCUGAUAUGCGCGCUGCUGCUAUUAUUGGGGGCAUCGUGAACAAUUCCCUACGUCCUCAGAUCCCCUCAUGGUGUGAUCCUGAAUGGAAGUCAUUGAUGGAAAGUUGUUGGGCCAGUGAUCCAGCAGAUAGACCAUCCUUCACAGAGAUAUCUCAAAGGUUGAGGAAGAUGGCUGCAGCAAUGAAUGUGAAGUAAAGGUUCACAGGCCAUGCAAAGUUUCCUACGUCCAGUUCCCUUGAUACAGGAGGAAGGCAAACUGUGAACAAGAUUCUAUGGAGUAAAUAUGAUACGGAUGCCCUUACUGAAUAUCAGUUUAUCCUAGUUCAAAUGUUAAUCUCACGAAGUACUUACUGGAGGUGGAAAAAAUUCAUCGUGGAAGUUCCGAAGCAAGCUUAAUGAAUUCCUUAUCCUGGAGUCAUCAGCUGUCGUUUGCCUUCUUCAGGAAACCGUAUAUGCUAUAUAGCCUAUCCUCUGGAGGGGAACUAUAGUAGAAUUGUAAUGUAAAUAAAUUUUGGCUUGCUUCUUCCAGCUGGCACAUGUUAGAUGUGCACAGUAAUAGACACUGUUCAAAGUUGGGCACAGUUAUCUUUUUGCACAAAAUUGUGUCCUGAGGAAAGAGGGGACAAACUCGAACAGAGAUAAUCCUUAUUCAGAUUGUACAUAGCUCACGAAUAAAGGUUCCUAUGUCACCUGCAACAUGGUUUUUCCUGUAUAUAUCAUCAUUGCCACUGUUCCUGGGUCCAUGCAAUUAUUCUUCCGUGCCUAUCAAUACGUGGAUAUUUCUGAAGGAUGUCAAUUGUGGUGGAGCCAUGCUUGAACUGACCUUGUUUCAUCUUUUGACAGCAUAAUUUGCUAUGAAUGUCUCCCUAGAAUAACCUCAUCAUAAUUGGGGGAAAAUUUGAACUAGAAGUGACCUUUGAAGAGUAUGAGUGGAAUGUUUUACUUGGGUUUUCUACUUUUUUUUUCAUCAUAAAUCCGUCCUGUUCAUCUUAUAAUAUAUGGAAUCAAUACUGUGAGGUCAAAAUGGCCUUACAAUCCGAGUUUUCUAUUGUCAUUCUGGG
This is a messenger RNA of Oryza brachyantha (malo sina), 4580 nucleotides long. RefSeq lists its product as uncharacterized. The record is from RefSeq and is a predicted model, not a curated record. Gene Ontology annotation, molecular function: protein binding; protein kinase activity; ATP binding. The transcript is spliced from 10 exons. Gene Ontology annotation, biological process: signal transduction; protein phosphorylation. The coding region runs from base 376 to 3714 and encodes 1112 amino acids. NCBI's taxonomy places the organism in Eukaryota, Viridiplantae, Streptophyta, Magnoliopsida, Poales, Poaceae. Gene Ontology annotation, cellular component: cytoplasm.